AACGCGGCCGCGGGGAAGGGGGGCCGGGCUCGCCGGGCUGCGCACCCCCCGCCACCGCCACCGCCCUCCUCCUCCUCCUCCUCCUCCUUCACCUCCUCCCCGUUAACGCGGGCCUCCGCGCCGGGCAUCGCCUCCCCUCCCUCGGCGGCUCCCCCCUGCAGCAUCCCCGGGGGGCGGCGGCGGGGUCCGGGGGAGGGAGCGGCUGGCGGAGCAUCCCCGGGGGGCUGCGGGGUGGGAGGCGGCCCCUUCUCGGUGUGGUGGUGGUGGGCGGGGGGAGCGGGAUGAUGGGGGUCGCGGGCAGGUGCUGGGGGAUGCAGACCUCGCCCAAGCCCUUGCCCGCUGCAGCCCCCGCCGCCGGUGCUCCCCGCAGGACCCCCCAAAACUUUCCUCCCCGGACUGGGAGGAAGGCGGUGGGAAGGUUGGGCAGCAAAGCGGACACUGACCGGCAUCCUUCCCCCCUCGGUGCCGGGGCUGUGGUCCCCGCCGCCCCUUCCUUCCCAAAGGGAUGGCAAGCGUUUCGGAGCGUGAGGAAGCGGGAGCGAAAGGGGAUUCUCCUGCCGUACAUCACCCCCGGGAGCCCGGCAGCCCGGGAAGCGGCUCCCGCCGCGGGCAAGGAUGGAGGGGGUCGGGUCUGGCUUGGGCUGUAACGCUGGGAUUCCUCUGUGUUCGUGCCAAGGUGGCCAGCUCGCAUUUUCAAGGCACCACCUUCGCUUUGCCCGACCGUAAGUCGGCGAACACCAGCUGACGGGGCACAAAGUAGCGGUAAAAAUACUCAACAGACAGAAAAUACGCAGCCUGGAUGUGGUUGGGAAGAUCAAACGAGAAAUUCAAAACCUUAAACUCUUCCGGCACCCUCAUAUUAUCAAGCUGUACCAGGUCAUCAGCACGCCAACGGACUUCUUCAUGGUCAUGGAAUAUGUAUCUGGCGGUGAAUUAUUUGAUUACAUCUGUAAGCAUGGACGUGUUGAAGAGGCAGAAGCUCGACGCCUUUUCCAGCAGAUUCUCUCGGCGGUGGAUUACUGCCACAGACACAUGGUUGUCCACCGAGACCUGAAACCGGAGAACGUGCUGCUGGACGCGCACAUGAAUGCGAAGAUAGCCGAUUUUGGAUUGUCCAACAUGAUGUCAGAUGGCGAAUUUCUACGCACGAGCUGCGGUUCCCCAAAUUAUGCAGCCCCUGAAGUCAUCUCUGGAAGGCUGUACGCCGGCCCCGAGGUGGACAUCUGGAGCUGUGGCGUUAUCCUCUACGCCCUUCUUUGUGGCACUUUGCCUUUCGACGACGAGCACGUCCCCACCCUCUUCAAGAAGAUCCGGGGAGGUGUGUUUUACAUCCCUGAAUACCUCAACCGCUCCGUCGCCACUCUCCUCAUGCACAUGCUGCAGGUUGACCCCCUCAAGCGAGCAACCAUCAAGGACAUCAGGGAACACGAGUGGUUUAAGGAGGAGCUGCCCAGUUACCUGUUCCCAGAGGACCCUUCCUACGACGCCACCGUCAUCGAUGACGACGCGGUUCGGGAAGUUUGUGAAAAGUUUGAAUGCACAGAGUCGGAGGUGAUGAACAGCCUGUACAGCGGUGACCCUCAGGACCAGCUGGCGGUGGCUUACCACCUCGUCAUUGACAACCGGAGGAUCAUGAACCAAGCCAGCGAGUUCUACCUGGCCUCCAGCCCCCCCACCGGCUCCUUCAUGGACGACAGCGCCAUGCACAUCCCUCCCGGGGUGAAGCCGCAUCCCGAGCGGAUGCCGCCCUUGAUAGCGGACAGCCCCAAAGCGCGAUGUCCUUUGGAUGCCCUCAACACCACCAAGCCAAAACCCCUGACUGUCAAAAAGGCCAAGUGGCACCUGGGAAUCCGCAGCCAGAGCAAACCCUAUGACAUUAUGGCCGAGGUCUACCGCGCUAUGAAACAGCUGGAUUUCGAGUGGAAGGUGGUGAACUCCUACCACCUCCGAGUGCGCCGCAAGAACCCGGUGACGGGCAACUACGUGAAGAUGAGCCUGCAGCUCUACCAGGUGGACAACCGCAGUUAUCUCUUGGACUUCAAAAGCAUCGAUGACGACGUGAUGGAGCAGAGGUCCGGCUCGUCCACGCCGCAGCGCUCCUGCUCCGCCGCCGGCUUGCACCGGCCGAGGCUGAGCAUCGAUGCCGCCGCGGCCGCCGAGUGCCAGUCGCUGAUGGGCUCUUUGAGCGGCUCCUUCGUCGGCAGCAUCCCCUCGGUGACGCCGCGCCUGGGGAGCCACACCAUGGACUUCUUCGAGAUGUGCGCCAGCCUGAUCAUGGCCCUGGCUCGCUGACGGGCGGCACCGAAGCACCGGUCCCUCCGCACACGGAAGCCUUCGCCCGGUUGUGACCACCCGAAAAUCGCUGCCAAAUCCGCCGUCCCCGCCAUCCCCCGCUCGCAGCUUCGCGCCGCCGGAGACUCGCUUCUCGCGCCGGAGGGCUCUCCCGUCCCGCCGCUGCCCAACGGACCGUCACCUUCAACCGCUCCGCUGACAAGGCAGGGAUAUCCGAAUCCAGCGUUUCACUCUUCCUUUACUACUGGCUAUCUGAAGGAAAGGAUUUUAUUUUCUAAGACAAACUACGGCGAUUUUUAAGGUUCAAUUCUCGUUAUUCAAGGGUAAACUCGAAUGCAUGUGUGACUCUUUUGUUUAAAAGAAUUUUUAUUUUUGAUUACAUAGGCUUCAUCUAAUGGGCAGCGUUGGCACCCGCUUGGCUUUGCUAUGGUAUUUAAUUCCAUUUACUUGAUUGCGAAGGAACGUUAAUAGUCUAAUGAGUCAAGGAACAAAUGCUUUAUGAAAACUUUGCCAAAAAAAUCCUGGGUGGGUUUUUUUUUUUCCCAUUUUUUUUUUGUUGUUGUUGUUGUUGUAAGAAACAAAGCAAAGGAGAACUUUUGCUAAUCCCAGGAACGCGGUCACUCAAAAAAAAAAAAAAUUUAAUCCAUCUUUUGGAUAGCUUCUUAUGACCCGUAGAGGUUUUUUGCUAGUUUUUUUUGUACAGUUGCACUUUAAUUUAUACUUUCUGCAAGUUUCUAUGAGAAGCAAGGAAGAGAACGACACAUUAAGCCUUUUGUACUAAUCAUUUUAGGUAAUGAAGACAAAUACGGGAUAUUUUUGCCAUCUACUGGCAGUUAAAUGGACAUUUUCAGCCUGAAGUCCCUUUUUUUUAAAAACACAAAAUUGCCUUACUUUUGUUACAGAUUACGCUUGGAUUCUCACUAUCGGGACUUUACAGCUCCAAUUUUUCCAGAAGCUGCACAAAAGCAUCCAAAAAAAAAGAAUAACAAAUCAGUUUUGCUGUUAAGUUCUCGUACGCUAAAUCCAACGCAGCAGUGCUUGGAUUAUAAAACCCGGCAGCAGAACAAUUUUCUUUUUAAAAGCAACACUGGAAAUAUUUGUAGUACUCCUAGGUUUUGUAUCGAGCUUUUUAUUAUCUUAUAUCGUGAUGAAAUAAAUACUCUGGGGCGGAGGAUGGCUUUGGUGCUGUGCCCGGUGGCUCUCGGACGAUGCGCGUCUCCGGUGCUGUGGUGUGAGCGGGUCAUACCUGGCGAGGAUGGAGAAUCCAGACUCCUGCAUGCCAAAAUAACCACCCCAGAGCCGAAGCUGAGCAGCACCCAGCUUUUUAGCAGCUUUCGGAUCAGUGCUGGGACACGAGCAAACGCUGAGCAAACAGCCCUAAAUGGUUUCGGGUGCUGGAGAUAAGUCCCUUUGGAAAGGAGCAGGAGAGGGCAGCCGAGUGGCUGGAGGGACAGACAUUAAUUUCCACCCAAGAAAGAGUUAGGAGCGUCCAUACCCCCGCCGCAAAAACGUAUUUGAGCUGUAAAAGGCUGUUUAAAUCGUCGCUCCCACCUGAGCAUGUUGCCAAGUCGCUUGUCCUGGAGACACCUGUAGCCCAGUUGAGGAGGGGCUGGCGCAUUAGAUACGAUCUGCGGUUCAGGAGGACGUCGAUGUACAGAUGUCUCGCCUUAAAAUGACACCUCCCCUCUGGGACUUCCUACCCGGCAGAACUGAUGGCAUUAAAGGGCAGCGAAUGCCCUUGGGAGGAAAUACUGGCUUCCUGGAGGCGGGUGGGAUUUGUAGGUGGUAGAAUAAGCCCUUGCAGCACUUGGCAUCUUCUCAGCCCCUUGCAAACAUUAACUCACGUGUGGAUCUGCAAAGCCUGUCCUGCCCGGAAGGCCAGAAAAGUGGCUCAGUUUUCCGUAUGGAGAGACACAAAGAGAUGAAGCACCGUUCCUGCUCGAUGUCAGCAGAGGCAGUGGAGCGAGUGGGACCGAUGGAAGUAGCGCCGUGAGGAACACAUCCGAUUAAACCGUCCCUUACAGCCUUACCCAAAUCCACGCUGCGCUUUGAAAUAGUCUGAGAAGUCGCCCUUUUUUUUUUUUUAAUAAUUUAUUUUGCUUUCACACAGGCUAUUUUCUGGUUCCCAGCUACAAAGAAGCUGCUGACCUCCAGUUACAUUUUCCAGAGGAAAAGUUUAACUUUUACGCUGUUACACUGUGGUCAGGUUUGGUGGGUUUUUUGGUUUGUUUUUUUUUUUUUUUUUUUUUUCCCGGUGAUGCUGGUACACGCCUGACCAUCAGGAAAAGCAGGGUAAACCUAUUUGACCUACAGAAACUUGAAUUCCUCCAAGUGCAAUUCUUCAAAAGCCGCUGGACGCCUGCGCUUUGCAAGCCACAAACUCACCCAAACUUUGCUUCAGCCCGAGGGGGGGGAGAGAGACGAAAAUGCAAAGGCUGGAGUUCAGUUAGGCCCCAGCAUGGACCUCCAGCUCCUGGAGGAGUUAAUUCAGAAAUAGCUUGUACUGUACUAGUUGGCAAAUAUAUAUAUAUGUAUAGAUUAUAUAUGUAUUAUAUAUAAUGUAUUAUAUAUGUGUAUUACAUAUAAUGUAUUAUAUAUAAUAUACAUAUAUAUAUUAUACAUAAGAUAUAUGUAUACAUAUAUACACAUAUAUAUUAUAUGUGUGUGUACAUAUAUAUAUAUAUAUAAAAAAAAUGUAGGUGGCAUCCCUGUGAUUGGCCUCUCAGUUUGGUUUGCCCAGCGGGGUAGGUGCGUGCCCUGGACGCCUGCCAUCGCCCACGCUAAUCCCGGCGUGCGAGAGGACCCGGAGAAAAGCGAUGGUAUUUUUACACCAUCUUCUAGGUAAAGCCCCGGAGGAGCUCAGCUGACCCCCGUCGGACCCAGCGUGGCCUCGGCCAGGGAUGGGAGGCGAGGUGGCAUCGGGAGCCGGGAGCGUCCUCCCACCCUCCCCUGCCGAAGCCGAUGAGGUUUGGGACAAUUUGGGGUUCAGGAGUCAGAGCUGAGCAGGCGAAGGCAGCAGGAUUUUUAUUUUUUUUUCUCUUGAGGGGUCAGAAAUGCAUCUUCCGCAUGUACACCCAACUCAGCAUUUCAUCAGGGGUGUAGAAGCACGGGGGUCGAUCUGGGCAGCGUUGUAAAAAAGUGAAGCAACGGGUUAGUGUCUGUUGUAUAUACAAUUUUUCGUGUGAUUAUAAUGGCACUCGUAUUGGAAUAGAGGAAGUUUGACCAAAAUAAUAAGCAUUCUGUCGACUCCUUUUCAUUUCACUGCUCUUUGUCGUCACUCGUCUUGUGUGCACCCAUCGAGAAGGAGGAGCGCCCCAUGCGCAGGACAUGAAACUGUGCCUUGGACAUACAUCCGGACUGCUGGAGGUCGCAGCUUUAUUUCACAGGGUGCACAACCCCCCCCACCCCUCCCGAGUUUAUGCAGAAUCCCGCCGGUGAGACGUGCAGGCCGUGUUUCUAAAUACUUGAAGUACCAUUUCUUGUGCAAUUAUUUGGCUUCACCCUUUUAGUCGCUGAGAGGAGAAGGGGGAAGAAGAAUCGCACAUCCAUCCCUUUGGAUGAGCCAAACAAAUCCCCGCUCCGGCUCCUGAAGUAUUUUACUGAAAAUUCUUAGGAUCUGUUUUUGUUUCAGGUGUACGAUGUACCUCCUAGAGUCACCUUUCUUCAGGUCUUACUUUGGUGCGGGCUUUCCAUUUAGCACUUUCCUUCGGCCUCCUUAGCCCUUCCCUUAUAUAUUUCUUGUCGUCAUUCACUUAUAAAAAACAAAGCAACAGCUUCCCAUAAUUCUGAAUUUCCAGUUUGCCUCUUGGGCACGGAGUUAACGAUUCAUUCAGAGGUACCUCACUCCCGUGCCUGAGAGAUGAAGUGUUUUUUUUUUUUUUUUAGAAUUCCCACAUUAUACUAUUGACCAAACACUGACUUUUGCUGAGAGGAAAAAAAAAAAUCUGAUCUUCCGUGUAUCGGAUGCACAUAUCUUCGCUCGGUUUUGGUCACCAAAAUUAGGAGAACUGGACGGUAAAUGAGAGCUCCGGCUGCAAAGCAUGAGUACACUUCUGGUGUUACGAAAAGCCUGUUUUCAACAAAAGCCUUGAAAUUCCUGCUGAAGCUGCCUUAAUUUAAAAAUCGAAGUUUAUUUGUAAGACUCAUCUCUGUGGCUUUUUUUUUUUUUUUUCCAAGUUUUGAAAUGGUUUAUUUAUCCUCAUCUCACGAAGCUGUGAAGUAGGUACUGUAGACAUGGUGAUAUUUAUUCUUGUUGCUGAAAGCAUGUUCAUGUGUUCUGUAUCAUGUUAUAUUCACAUGUUUUGUACCUCAAUGCAUUUGUUUUUUGUUGGGUUUUGGUUUUUUUUUUAAUUUUAGAGCACAAAGCAAAACUGAAUCUGAGCAUCACUGUAGUGUCCAUGGCCCGGCACCUCUGGGCAGACAAACCUCAGCUCUGUGGGGGAGAUGAACCAGACUAGUCCAUUGCAAUUUUUCGUUCAUACUAUAGGGAGUAUUUAUGAUUUAUGAUAUUCUCUAUUUAUGGGGGUUUUCUGGUUAAAAUACUGAACUUUUAAAAGCUCCGAGUGUAAGCAUCCCUUCAAACAUAUCAUUAACGUGAAGCUCAGGAAAAAACCCUGAGCUCUAUAAACACUCCGUCCUCCUUGGCGUUUUCUAUGUUGUCAACCGAUGGACCGGCGAAGGUUUUGUUUUCAAAUUGAUUGCUUUAGUACUUUCUGGGGCUAGCUGUUGUGGAAGGGCACGGAGCCUAGGUUCAGUUUUGUCCUUUGUGCAAGUAACUGUGCAUUAGAUAUAAUCACAACGAAGCCUUUUACCUUCCAUUUAUGGUGUGGAAAGUGUUUCUCGGUGUACCGCACUGCAUGUGAUAGCUGUCUCCAUGGUUGACAUUUGCACUUUAAUAAACUCAGAGAUGAAAAGCGGCAA
Molecule: messenger RNA, 7212 nt
Organism: Chroicocephalus ridibundus (black-headed gull)
Lineage: Eukaryota; Metazoa; Chordata; Aves; Charadriiformes; Laridae
Gene: PRKAA2
Product: protein kinase AMP-activated catalytic subunit alpha 2
Exons: 10
Coding region: 904-2292 (462 amino acids)
Biological process (GO): intracellular signal transduction; protein phosphorylation
Cellular component (GO): cytoplasm
Molecular function (GO): AMP-activated protein kinase activity; ATP binding
Source: RefSeq, a predicted model, not a curated record